Messenger RNA from Melopsittacus undulatus (budgerigar), 4975 nucleotides. RefSeq names its product ubiquitin specific peptidase 3 (gene USP3). The record is from RefSeq and is a predicted model, not a curated record. Bases 127 to 1689 code for a protein of 520 amino acids. NCBI's taxonomy places the organism in Eukaryota, Metazoa, Chordata, Aves, Psittaciformes, Psittaculidae. Gene Ontology annotation, biological process: protein deubiquitination. The transcript has 15 exons. Gene Ontology annotation, cellular component: nucleus; cytoplasm. Gene Ontology annotation, molecular function: zinc ion binding; cysteine-type deubiquitinase activity.
GGGCGGCUGCCAGCAAAGCCUGGCGAGCGGAUCGCGACGCUGCCCAUAAGAUGGCUGUUGUGCACGGGGCGCCGCUCCUGUAGCGCCGCGAGGAACCGCCCGUCGCGCCCCACAGCCUCGCCCGCCAUGGAGUGCCCGCAUCUCGGCUCCAGCGUCUGCAUCGCGCCCGACUCGGCCAAGUUCCCGCAGGGCUCGCCCUCCUCCUGGUGCUGCAGCGUGUGCCGGUCAAAUAAAAGCCCGUGGGUCUGUCUGACAUGUUCCAGUGUCCACUGUGGAAGGUAUGUGAAUGGCCAUGCAAAAAAGCAUUAUGAAGAUGCGCAGAUUCCUAUGACCCAUCAUAAGAAAACAGAAAAACAAGAGAAAGUUCAACAUACUGUGUGUAUGGAUUGCAGUAGUUACAGUACAUACUGUUAUCGCUGUGAUGAUUUUGUCGUCAAUGAUACCAAGCUGGGCCUGGUACAGAAGGUCAGAGAGCACCUACAGAACUUGGAAAAUUCAGCCUUUACAUCAGAUAGACAUAGGAAAAGAAAACUCUUGGAAAACUCAUCUCUGAACAGCAAGUUAUUAAAAGUAAAUGGAAGCACCACUGCCCUUUGUGCCACAGGCCUUCGGAACCUGGGGAAUACGUGUUUCAUGAAUGCAAUCCUUCAGUCGCUCAGUAACAUUCAGCAGUUUUGCUGUUACUUCAAAGAGUUGCCUGCUGUGGAGCUGAGGAAUGGGAAGACGGCAGGCAGACGAACUUACCACACCAGGAGCCAGGGGGAUAACAAUGUUUCAUUGGUGGAAGAAUUCAGAAAGACACUCUGUGCUUUAUGGCAAGGAAGUCAAACUGCAUUUAGUCCAGAAUCUUUAUUCUACGUUGUUUGGAAAAUAAUGCCAAAUUUUAGAGGAUACCAGCAACAGGAUGCCCAUGAGUUUAUGCGUUACCUUUUGGACCAUCUACACCUGGAACUUCAGGGUGGCUUCAAUGGUGUCUCACGUUCAGUAAUUCUGCAAGAGAACUCCAGCCUGGCUGCGAGCAACAAAUGUUGCAUAAAUGGAGCAUCUACUGUUGUCACAGCAAUUUUUGGAGGCAUUCUUCAAAAUGAAGUCAACUGCCUAAUCUGUGGGACUGAAUCUAGAAAGUUUGAUCCAUUCCUAGACCUUUCGCUAGAUAUUCCAAGUCAGUUCAGAAAUAAACGUACUAAAAAUCAAGAAGGUGGACCAAUGUGCACACUACGAGAUUGUCUUCGCAGUUUUACAGACCUGGAAGAACUUGAUGAGACAGAGCUGUACAUGUGUCACAAAUGCAAAAAGAAACAGAAGUCCACCAAAAAAUUCUGGAUUCAGAAACUACCAAAGGUGCUAUGCUUACACUUGAAACGAUUUCACUGGACAGCAUAUCUGAGAAACAAGGUUGAUACAUAUGUUGAGUUUCCCUUACGAGGCCUAGACAUGAAAUGCUACUUGUUAGAGCCUGAAAACAGUGGUCCAGAAAGCUGCCUGUAUGACCUUGUGGCUGUUGUUGUGCAUCAUGGUUCAGGCGUUGGCUCUGGACACUACACUGCGUACGCAGCCCACGAAGGCCGUUGGUUCCAUUUCAACGACAGUACUGUAACCUUGACUGACGAGGAGACUGUGGUAAAAGCCAAGGCCUACAUCCUCUUCUAUGUGGAACGGCAAGCCAAAUCUGGAUCAGAUAAACUUUAAUACCUCCUUUUAAUUCUUACUUAUCAAGUCCACAGGACAAAACAUUUCCAUUUUUCCAUAAAUACUUGAUCCAAGACUAUUAAUUUCAUUGUGCACUUUCCAAUUUCCUCUCAUGGGUUUUAGUUUUGUUGUGUCAAUGGUAGCAUUCGACUUACUGAACUUGGACACAGACUAACUUUUUUUGUAGUUAUACCAGAAAACCUCAGCAGAUUUUGAUUUGCUGCUUUAGUUGCGAUAACUCAGUUUUUAUAUCUAUAGUUUCAUGAAAUAGUUAUUUGACUUUUUUAUAUCAAUGUUUUCAGCCCUCACUUCCUAAAGGCACAUUUACAUCAGAGAAGCUUUCUGUCCUCCUUGCAAGCAAGAUCAAUGUGCUUCUGAUUACGGAGAGUAAUACAACUUCAUGCUGUUCUUACAGCUGUUAUGUAGAUAUGAUUUAAUCUCUUUAAAUCAAAGAAUUGUUUGCACGAAUUAUCUUCCCUCGUGCAGGAAACUAAAUAGUGACCUCUGAACAAUCUCUUGUCUGCUGAAGAGAGGAGAUGUGGCAUAGGAGAUAGACCAGGUAAUUGCUGCUAUAUUGGUGUGUGUUCAGGCUGCCGACUUUCAGGAAUCGUUGCAAAUAAACAGUUGGUUCAAUUGUAUCAAUACUGCAGUUUAAUUCAAGUAUUCCUCACAUAUGCUCUGCCCUCCCCGCUUUCAAAUUCUAAAAAAUUAUCUUAAAACCAUACAUACAUGUCUAAAUUGUGUUGAAUUACGUUGUUUUUACCAAACCUGAAUGCCUUUGCUAUCUCUUGGUUUAGACUGUCACCCUGAAAUUUGAUUGUGAAAACUUACUUGCUUAUAAACUGGCAGUACAGCCCUUGCAUUUGGGCUUUGUGAGAACAGUCUUAGGUCUAAAUGUAUAGCUCCUGUUUACAAAAUGCCUGCAGUUCACUUAAAACUGAAAGGAAGCCGAUGGUGUUGUAGAUGCUCUGUAUGACAAUUGUUUUGUCAGUUCAAAUGCAAACUAGGGAGGAUGCUCAGUGUCACAGCCUGGCUGUAGCCUGCCCAAUGGAAGAUGGUGAGACAAGACUGCUUAUUUACUACAGCUGUAGUGGUUACACACUUGGCCCAGUACGGGAUCUUUAUUUAGUCUCUAGCUCAACACUGGAACUGUGACACAGUCGCUAAAACCUGGCUAUGUAUGUUCCUUGCCCCGGGUUACCUGAUAGCUAUACACUGACCUGUACAAAGAGAAAUCACCAUCAGGUGUUUUAUUAAAAUGCCAUUCCUCUAUAGCUUUGUCAUAGCAUCUUAAACCAGGAAAGAGAGAAAUUGGCUUGAUAUAAAACUGCAGACAGCAUUCAGCAUUGCUAAUGGUGUAUGAAGAUGUAAGCUGUACCCUAGUUAAAACCUACAGUGGUUAUUAUUUGAUACAUCGUGGCGUAUGUAAGGUUGUCUUCUUUUACUUAAGCUGAACAAUAAAUAGAACUAUUUGCUGCUUUCAGUUGCAGGUAGUUUGUCACCUGUUUUCCACUCCUUGCAGCCAGAGCCUUUCAUCUCACUGGAAUAGGUAGCUGUCAUACAGGCAGAAUUUGACAGAUCUCACUGGUGUGUUGGAUAAGCCAAGUAUCCUACCCAUACCAUUACCCUGGAGGGCCUUACUGCUCACAGUUAGCUGGGGAAUUAAUUAAGUAGGUUCCAUCUAUAGCUGUGUUUGUCUGUGUGCUACUUGGACUUGUUUCCUUUAGAAGUUUAGUUUUGAGAAUACAAAGCUUAAACCACACAACUAGCUCUGGGGCAGCAGCAGUUUAGCGUACAGGCAGCGUUCUCACAAACUAGUGAUGUAAAUGUGCCUUUCUGUACUUUUAGAAAGUUAAAUUUGUAAUCUUCAGCAACAUUCACUUAUUUUAAGGAGCUUCUACUUCUCCAGUUCUUUUUUUGGGUCAGAUUAUGUUCUCGCUUCCAUGUUUCCUUUCAGUACCAUUUGCUCUGUAGCAUCAAGGUCUUGGGCAGUGCUCUGCCCACCAUGGUCCCUUUGGGAACACAGCAUGAUCCUGUCAAGGCUUGUUCUGCAGCAGGUGGUGGUGAGAACUCAGCCAUAUCCUUUGCUGGAACAAGCACACUGUAAAUCCUUUCAAAAUGUAACUUUCUCCCAUCACAAACCCAGAUGGACAAUAUGAACAGUUUGUUGUGGCAACACAAGUAUUUCUCUUCCUGGUGGAGAACUUUGCUUAUCCACUGUAUUCUAUUCAGUGUGGUGUCAGAAAACAAAAAAAAGCAAAAAAAAAAAAAAGGCGACUGAGCACUGAACCGGUAACAUGUCCUACACCUGGCCUCCUGUCACGUUUUUAACCUUACUUGUAUAUCCUGUAUUUAUCUACUAGCUUGGGGAAGGGGGAUACCUCGUUUCAUUUAAGCCAAAUGUUUCUUUUCUACUUACUGCUGAUCAUAGUAUACACUAACCGGCAAGGAGUUAUUUUUCUUGCCUGUGACGCCCUGCAAGCCACAACUGCUCUCUGCAGUUCAAAGGCUUGCAUAUUUCUCACCAAAAUCUGUCUGAUCAAAGCUUGUCCUCAUUAGUAAUAGUUUAGCCACGUAUACAACUGGAGACAAAAGUUAUGUAAAACAAACCUGCAAAAUGUCCAGCUCAUGAAAUGCUUCUGCUUUAGCGUGAUGUAGAGCGAGCUGUUGAAUGCAGCAUUGUACAAAGCUCUUAAGGCACUUGCAAGCAGAGCUCCUUCUCACUGUACAGUCAGAAGGGCUUUCCAGGUGGGAACAGAGGUCAGCCUGAGGAGAGGUAGUUUAAAACUUCCAGACAGGCAAGGACAGUGGAUGUGAAAGUGGUCUCCUGCCUUUCAUACAAGGGUUUUACUAAAUGGAAAGCAUAACACGUGGUGGUCAAAGGUUUCCCCAGCAAUGUUUCAGUACUGAUGUGUCUGUGUCUUACUGAUGAGGGAAUCGGCACCUUGAAAAGUGAUUCCAAUGUGCUUUAGGAUAUCCUCAAGUACUGUAGUGCCAUAGUUGUAAUUGUUUACCAUUAAAAUCUAGUGUGUAAUUUUCAGUGAGGAUUACUGACUGUGCUCAUCUUGUGUGUUUCUGGAGCAUUUCCAGGUCGAAUGUGAAUUAUAUCUCAUUCACACAGUGUGUUUAUGGAAAAUGUGCCAUUAAAGUGUCUCCUUUCCUUAGACAAUGAAACUCCUCUUGUCCUUCUGCAGGCUUGUAGAAUAUCAUUAGUGUAAAUCCUCUGAAACACAGGGGCUGGAGUUAUUUUACCUUGUUCUUGCAAAAUAAAGCAAAUUGAAGCAUU